AUGCUUGGUUGGCUUGUGAUGAACCGGGCGGGGCAUGAUCAGAACUUCACGCCACGCGUGCACCCAGGUGCAGUUCCUGAGCUCACUCCUCUAUCUGAUACAUCGACGGUCGGCCUCCAGCCUCUCCCCAGCCAUGCAGAUCUGUCAAAGGUCCUCAACACGGUCCUGUUCCUCAACAUCACCACAAGAAAGGCUUACUCCUCCAGGACUCGCGCUUUCCUCUCUGCUCUGGCGCCACUAGAUGAGAGUGCAAUAGCCGCGACACUGAAGGACCCAGACCAUGCACUCAGGGAGGCGGAGCGUAAGACGACACAGGCGAAGCAAGAGGCAUCCGAGCAAUCUAGGACACUCCGAAAUGUUGGCAUAGGCCUCAGCGCUGUCGCAGGUGGGGUACUCAUUGGUGUCACUGGCGGGCUGGCAGCGCCCUUGGUCGGCGCAGGUGUAACUAGCAUCCUCGGCUGGCUUGGUGUUGGCGGCACUGCGGCAGGCCUUCUCGCCAGCGGACUUGCAAGUUCGUCAGUCGUGUGCGGCGCUCUCUUCGGCGCGUAUGGCUCGAAGAGGUCCGCGGAAACCGUCGGCCGCUAUCUGCGGGAAGUCAAUGACUUAGCAAUUGUACCUGUCCACAAGCCUCGCAAUACACUGGCCGUACGCCUCUGCGUGAGCGGAUGGUUGGAUUCUCCCGAAGACGUGAUCGCACCAUGGACUGUGUUCGGCGAUGGCGAGGAUACGUUCGCACUACAGUGGGAAGUGGAUGCACUUCAAAACCUCUCCAAUGCAUUGUCAAUUCUCAUCAAAGCGCAAGCCAUGAAGUACGUCAAGGCAGAGAUCAUUAGGCGGACUGUGUUCGCGAGUUUGUUUGCGGCACUAUCGCCCACUGCAUGGCUGAAGCUCGCCCAAAUCAUUGGCAAGACCGGAAGAGUGUUGGGUAAGCUGCUAGCACAGCGCGUUCUCGGAAACCGCCCUGUCAUCCUGACCGGCUACUCCCUCGGUUCACUGGUGAUCUUCGAGGCCCUUCAAUACCUCGCCUCGCUCCCGCCCUCGGAGACUGCUGGUCUCAUACAAGACGUAUAUCUCUUCGGGUCGCCCGUGCCCACGGACGAGACCGCAUGGGCUGCUGCGCGCCGCGUAGUUGCCGGCCGCCUCGUGAAUGGGUAUGGCUCGAACGACUACAUCCUCGCUGUGCUCUCACGCGUAUCUGACAUGAGCUGGUCCGUGGCGGGCCUAGAGCCCGUUGUGGUGAAGGGCGUCGAGAACGUCGCCUGCGAACAGGUGGACGGGCACCUGAAAUGGCGGAGCGUGAUAGGGCAGUGUCUGCAGAUGUGCAACGCGCCAGGCCUAGUCGAGAAGGAGGUGAAGGAGCAGAAAGAUCUAGAGGUCGAGCACGAAAUGGACCUACACGGCCCUGACAUCAAGCAAGUAAUCAAACUAGCACCAAAAGGUGAACCUAGAUAG
Molecule: messenger RNA, 1452 nt
Organism: Postia placenta MAD-698-R-SB12
Lineage: Eukaryota; Fungi; Basidiomycota; Agaricomycetes; Polyporales; Adustoporiaceae
Exons: 4
Coding region: 1-1452 (483 amino acids)
Source: RefSeq, a predicted model, not a curated record